CACGAUUGUGUCGUCUUGACAACAGCGGAAGAGAAUGCCAAAACCACCCCUUGUUUUAUCUUGUCUUCAAUUUAUUGUUAUAAAAUUUCUCGUUUCCAUAGGCCGAGAUGGACGUGACAGCAUUGUUCCAGGUACAGCAAAUUUAAGAGAAUUAAAUUAAAUGACUUUCGGAUUAGUGAGUAUCAAACGAUCGUAUCACCAGGGGCGCUAGAACAGACAGUGUAACAUUAUAAUUUCCAGAGUUAACACUUUAACUUUUCAGAACGUUAACAGUUUUUAUAAUAGAGCUGCCAGAAUAUAUAACUCCCUACCACCACAUAUUCGAGAAGUAAGCGUUAUACUGUCGGCCAAUUCAAAUCUCACCUUUUGACUUAUUUAGAGGCAAUGACUAAACAAAUACAUAACAUUAAUGCUCCACAAACGUUUAAAAGUAUCUGUGUCAGGUGUAACUCGUGUCGUCUGUUGUCCAGUCUUGUGGAUAAGACGUGUUGUAAAUAAUGUAAUGUUUUUUAUAUACAUAUUAAAAGGGACACUGUAAAUGGAGCAAUAAGCUCUGUAUAGGGUUAAAACUGCAGGAUAUAAACUAAACUGGAAUUCAGACAAUUAGAACAUUUAUAGUAACUGCAAGGAAAUAGCUCUACGGCAAAGGAGGAAAUGAGAGAAGCAAACACAAUUAUCGACAUUUCCUUAUAAUAUGAAAACAAACGUAAACGAUCAAGUGUCUAUUUCUUUUUUUAGACAGCCCAUUUAGAUAUGAUUUCAGAUUACUGGAUGAAAUAACUUUACGCAUUUCAUUUAGGACCACCAGGAAAAACUGGACCUAGAGGAUUUCGGGGUAAACCAGGACCAGGAGGGAGUUCUGGAGGAUCAGUGUAUACAAGAUGGGGUAGGAAGAGCUGUCGUAGUGGGACUACGCUGUUAUAUUCGGGUGCGUAUAUGACUCGCUGUCAAUAUAUAAACGUUUAGAUUUUUAAUCCAGUUAUGAAAUCCAAGGUGGUAAAAUUUGUGUGGCUAACUUGAGCAGCAAAACCGAGGAAAAACUUUAAGGCCGAUUUACACGGAACAAUUUCUUGCUUAAAACUGUCCCAUGCAACCUACUUACAACUUCAGUUAUAUUGUGUGAAUCAAGUUACGACAAUAUAGGCAAGCAAUGUGCUUUAUUUACACAUUAUAACUCAACUUCAGUAAACAGGUUGCAUGCCAGAGUUUUGAAGCAAAAGUUGUGUAGAGUAAAUCGGUUUUUAGACGUCAGGCCCAUGAAAUCAAGAACAAAGAGAAAUACAUUCGUGUGCGAAACAUGAAAAUCGUACUUUGAUUCUUUUCUUCACGAUCACAGUAUUGCUUUCGUCUUGCAGGUGUAAUGGGUGGCUCGCACUACACUCAUAGCGGUGGUGGUUCAAAGACUAUCAGUGGCAACCAAGGUUAUUCCUAUGUAUAUGGAAUUGAAUACGAAAUGAAUGUACACGCACCUCUUUUCCCGAAAAAUCUUCACGACCAUGAAGCAUUAUGCGCCGUGUGCUUUGCUGAGACACGUGGUAGUCAAGUGAUGAUUCCUGCUCGCAACGUCUGCCCGAAAGGUUGGACCCGAGAGUACAACGGUUACUUAAUGUCGGCACACAUUUCCCAUAAACGAAGUGAGUUUAUUUGUGUAGAUGGUGCCCCAGAAGCUAGACAAGGAACUCAAGCAAACCUAAGCGGUGGUUUGUUGUAUGUGGUCGAGGGUCAUUGUGGUGCUUUGCCAUGUCUACCAUAUAAACAAGGUGCGGAAUUGACAUGCGCAGUUUGCACCAAGUAAUCAGCAUUCAACAUUUUCAUGAUUUAUUAAACUUUGUUUUAAUUGACGAAAUAUGUUAUUAACUUCAUUAUGUUUUCAUUAUUCCAUUGCAAUUAAUUCUUAAUAAACGGUUUGUCAACUUCUUUUGGCAAAUAUUAUAUAUAUUUUUUUCUGUGUUGGUGUUGUGUACUCAGGUGAAUAUGAUGUUUGUGGUGUUACUCUGGUGUUAUCCAAAGGUCGUAGGUUCAAUUCCCACCGUGGCCGGGCAUAUUUUUCAAGCAUGCCCGAUGUGGAUAUACAAUCAGAGUAACACCACAAACAUCAUAUUCACCCGAGUACACAACACCAACACAGAAAAAAUCAUAUUACAAAGAUUACACUGUUAUCGAAGGAACUAGAUUCUGUUCCGAAAUGUCACUUACUCGAACCGUCCCGACCGCGUAGCUCAGUUGGCAGAGCAUUGGGCUAGUAUUCCAAAGGUCGUAGGUUCGAUUCCCACCGUGGCCGGGCAUAUUUUUCAAGCUCGCCCGGUGUGGAUAUACACUCAGAGUAACACCACAAACAAAAUAUUAUAUUAUUAUUUCUUGAUUUCUUCUUGUAUUUGAUUAUGUUUGCCCCAAGAGGAGACAGCACUUUUUUAUUAGGA
Messenger RNA from Paramuricea clavata, 2420 nucleotides. Lineage: Eukaryota; Metazoa; Cnidaria; Anthozoa; Malacalcyonacea; Plexauridae. The record is from the annotation of a GenBank genome assembly.